Hyalella azteca is the source of this 3226-nucleotide messenger RNA. RefSeq names its product dnaJ homolog subfamily C member 16 (gene l(3)80Fg). Bases 341 to 2812 code for a protein of 823 amino acids. The record is from RefSeq and is a predicted model, not a curated record. NCBI's taxonomy places the organism in Eukaryota, Metazoa, Arthropoda, Malacostraca, Amphipoda, Hyalellidae. The transcript has 16 exons.
CGAAAUUCUUGCAAUAUUUUGAUAGUUUGGUUAAUUGUUCAGAUCGAUAGCUUAGCAUAAAGUUCGAUGAGAUAUAAUAAAGUAUUGAGCAUCAAGUAUUCCACCGGUAUUUAAUAGCGAUAGUAACAUUUUUUUAACGAACUUCUGCGCCCGAUAGCUGCGUUAUGUCUCACGGUGACACCUGCUGACAACAUGCCUUCAUAGACGUCUUUUAGAGUAUUGACUGGAGUCGAUAGAUAGAUCUAGAAUCAGCUGAGAUUUUUGACUCUAGUCACUAGGUACUCGAUAGCCCGUAGUCGGUACUGUGUUGUAUAUUGUGUUGCACCUGCACAGAAAGGCAAUGAAUUUUUUAGCAAUAUGUAUAUAUUUGAAUCUGUUUAUUGUAUCCUUUGCUCGUAUAAGAGAUCCAUAUAGUAUUCUUGGAGUGGAUAAACAUGCAACAACAAAAGAAAUCAAGAACGCAUACAAGCAACUUGUCAAAGAAUGGCACCCGGAUAAGAAUCCAUCUCCUGAGGCCCAAUCCAAGUUCAUUGAGAUCAGUGAGGCCCAUAAGCUCCUUUCUGAUCCUGAAAGACGUAGCCUCUAUGACAAGACUGGACAAACGGACGACCAACCAAAUUUCCGCAAUCAUGAUGAGUUUUCAGCUUUCCACAACCAAGACCCGUUUGCCAGCUUCUUUGGAGGAGGAGCUCACCAUGGCUUCAGAUUCAAAUUUGCUGAAACUAUGAAAAUAUAUCAUGAGCAGAGCAUCAAUUUCAAAACUUAUGAAAAUGUCAUCAGCGGCCGUAGCCGCCAGCAGCCAUACCUGCUGUUAUUUUACUCAGAUUUCUGUAUGGCUUGCUCCCACAUCGAACCCAUCUGGCAGAAACUUGUUGAGGAGUUGCAACCAAUAAACUUUGGGAUUGCUACUGUGCAUGCAGGAAGAGAGGCUGAGCUUGCACGCAAGAUAGGCGUGACCACCGUGCCUUACCUCAUAAUGCUUAUGGAUGCUCACCCCUACCACUACAGGGAGCCUUCACUCUCCAUGGCUUCAUCUCUUGAAUUCAUCCGAGGGCGUUUUUCACAGAAGCUUGUACAGCGUUUGGAUGACUCCAACAUUGAUGCUUUUCUUGGGGGCUGGAUGGACAACAGGGUGCGUGUGGUAAUAUUCGGGCAUUUGGAUGUGAUACGUCUGCGCUACCUAACUGUGGCCUGGGAGUUCCGCCAGAGAGCUCUCAUUGGGUACGUGCAAAUAGGUCUGCGGUCAACGGAGGCCGUGGUGUCACGGUACGCAGUGUCCACCAAGGUGGACACCCUCCUGGUGUUCCGGGAGGACGCGUCCACCCCCGCCGCGUCGGUGGCCAUGGCCGACCUGCCCUACGCCACCAUGCGGGACGUCAUCUCGACGCACCAGUUCCUCAUGUUGCCGCGACUGUCUUCACAGUCUGUAUUCGAGGGGCUGUGCCCGGUCUCGGUCUCGCGGACUCGACGCCACUUCUGCGCGGUGUUAUUCACGGAGAACUCGGCGCGGGACGACGAGGCUCGCGCUGCGCUGCGUCAGUACGCGCUCGAGCGUCAGCCGUCGCACGCCACGCACGACUCGCGACGCCCCGACCACCACAGCCAGCGCGCCGACACGCGGUACAGACACCUCGUCAACUACGCCUACAUCUUCCAGGAAAAACAGGCGCAUUUCGUCAACGCGCUCGUUGGUGUGUCGGCCUCGCCUUCUGAAGUUCACCAGCACGUGGCCAUCCUGUGGCGUUCAGACAGUCGUCGUAUCAAGUUCACGUGGGUGCCUAAAAGCUGGCAACCUGAUGACGACAGCGACAAUGUACACUCGUCACCAGAACACGCUUACUUGCGCUACAAUACGUCGAGUUCUGUGUUAACUGCGUCGAUUGAACGUCUCUUGACGACCGACGCUGCGUUGCCGUACGAGACAGAACUCCAGGAGCUGUUCGACGAACACGCCAACGGUAUUUUGUGGCGCAUCCUGACGCGGCUCUCACACUGGCAUGAGGCGCUCUGGCAGAGUCUCAGUAAAGACGACCUCUACGUUGUGUUCUCUAUGAUGGCGACGGUUGUUCUCAUCGUUGGUAUUGGCUUCCUCAUGCACUAUAAAGUAAAGAAAGAAGAGGAAUACCUCGCCUCCAAAGGGGUUGACCUUAACCCCAGCAGCAGCAACUGUGCUUCAAAAUCGCCCCAGUUACCCAUCCAUGAGCUGCGAGGGGAGACUUAUAAUGGCAUGGUACGUCUACUGAAGCCAGGAUGUCGCACGAUUGUCCUUCUCUGCGAUUCUCACACCAAACCUAAGCUCAUGCCGAUGUUCUACAAGAGCUGCUGGCCCUACAGGAGGAACAAGACGCUCAUGUUCGGUUUUAUGAACAUGGAGCGACACUCUGCCAUGGAAUGGUACAAAAGAAUCUUGUUGCUGGGUUUGCCUGAACCUCGAGACCUGAAAAUAAACCCCAAGAAUACCAUCGGCACCGUCAUCGCGCUCAACGGCCACAGGAAAUACUACUGUCUCUACCACGCCAAGCAUCCUGAGGAUACACGCAAGACGGACUACUUAUACGCUGAAGGAGAUGGCCAACUUCGUAGACGCCGCCAGGAUAGCGACAGCGAAUCGGAGACAUCGGGAAGCGACGUCGAAGUCGGCAACAAGAAAAAGGACGCAAUGGGCACAAACAAGCCCCUGCUGAACUACUACAGUUCGGUGCUGUUCGAGGAGCAGUUGCUGGAAGGCUUCAGCAAUUGGCUGGACCGCCUGUUCGAAGGCUCGACGCACCGCUACGCCAUCAACUAUUGGCCGGACUGGCCUGGCAAGUAAUGAGCUCAAGUCAUGGUCAUUUAUUCCUCAAUCUCUGGAUAUGGAAAAUAUUAUUGAAGAAGUGCUAAUGAAAGACAAUUUGGCUAUGAUUUUAUUGUUAUCAGCUGAUACUGACAUGAAGGCUGAGUGAAGACGUGACGCUGAGUGAAGAAGUGAAUGAACCGGGCAAGAAUAUGAUGUAACGAAGUUAUCUGUUAUGUUCAUCUAUUUAGCUAUCUCUGGGUAAUGAUAAUGUAAUUGUUAUCAGUUGAUUCACAAUUUGACAAUUAAUGGAUGUAGAUAAUAUCUGUCGUCGUGGCAAGCAUUGCGAGAGACGUUGAUAAAAUCGGCAAGUAAAGUGCCAUAGUUAAUCGUUUGAGACCAAAGUUAUAGAAUAGAAGUGUCGGCGUUGAAGAAAUUGGCCCAUGGCCUGUU